This is a messenger RNA of Nicotiana tabacum (common tobacco), 759 nucleotides long. NCBI's taxonomy places the organism in Eukaryota, Viridiplantae, Streptophyta, Magnoliopsida, Solanales, Solanaceae. The record is from RefSeq and is a predicted model, not a curated record.
AUGUCAACCAACAUCAUAUUGGCGGUCCGAAAAAGUGAAAAGUCCUACCCUUAUCCAAACACUCUCACAAAGUACUUCAAUGAUGCCAAGGUGGAGCCGAGGCCAUAUGACACAAAAGUAAAGGCCAAGAAGCCUUUCUCAUGGUACCACCUGCAGGGUGCUGACAACCCAAAGUUCAAGGGUAAGGUCACUACCACCGUUGGCCAGUCUGACGAGCCAUCGGUGGUGGGUUCUGAGGCUGCUGCUGAGCCAUCUAUAGCUCCCAUGCCUUCCACAGCAGCCGGGCCUUCCACUGGGUCAGCCAAAGUGCCACCACCUUCAUCUUCUAGGCCAUCAGUUGCAGUACCAAUGCCAGCCUCAUCCACUUAUCCUCUCACUAUGCUUACUGUUGCAGCACAGUCCUCUACCCCAGUAGCACCACAGGGUGCUAUUGAGGAGUUGACCAAGCAGGUGAAGAAGAUGAGGAAAUCCCAGGCUUCAAAGAAAGCAGUGAAGAAUUUGAGAAAAGAGGUGAAAAAGAUAGUAGCAGCAGGUGAUUUUCCUUUUGACCUACUGAUGGAGAUAGAUCCAUCAGUACCAGCUGACCCAGCGGCACCAUCAGCCAAGACACCAGCUGGCCAGUCUGACGAGCCAGAUCCCACUGCUGAGGAGAUGCUUCAGAUGCUCACCAGCCCUAUUGUCCCUCAGCCCGGUGAUGAUGAGAUACAGUUGGAGGAGACUGAGGGUAGUGAUGCUGCCAGUCACCCUGAGACCACAUAG